This is a messenger RNA of Acanthoscelides obtectus, 6239 nucleotides long. NCBI's taxonomy places the organism in Eukaryota, Metazoa, Arthropoda, Insecta, Coleoptera, Chrysomelidae. The record is from the annotation of a GenBank genome assembly.
AAACGAGAAUAUCAGUUCUAUAUUUGAACGCAUUUUUUUAGGUGCAGUGUCUUUCCCAAUAUUAACGUAUUUUUCUUUUGUUUCAGAGGGGCGUUUUCAGUGGUGCGAAGAUGUGUUCAAAAGUCGACUGGUCUAGAAUUCGCAGCAAAAAUUAUAAAUACAAAAAAAUUAUCAGCAAGAGAUUUCCAAAAAUUAGAAAGAGAAGCACGGAUAUGUCGGAAGCUACAACAUCCAAACAUAGUUACCAACCCUGAGGUGCUCAAGCAUUUAGUCCGAUUACACGAUAGUAUCCAAGAGGAAAAUUUCCAUUAUUUAGUGUUCGAUUUGGUAACGGGAGGUGAAUUAUUCGAAGAUAUCGUAGCCAGAGAAUUUUAUUCAGAAGCGGAUGCGUCACAUUGUAUACAACAAAUUUUAGAAUCAGUAAAUCAUUGCCAUCAAAACGGUGUAGUACAUAGGGAUCUCAAGCCUGAAAACCUGCUGUUAGCUAGCAAACAGAAAGGUGCAGCCGUCAAGUUGGCGGACUUCGGCCUGGCCAUCGAAGUCCAGGGGGAGCAACAGGCGUGGUUCGGUUUCGCAGGCACGCCCGGGUACCUGUCGCCCGAAGUGCUGAAGAAGGAACCUUAUGGAAAGCCGGUGGACAUUUGGGCGUGCGGAGUCAUCCUCUACAUCCUGCUUGUGGGGUAUCCGCCGUUUUGGGAUGAGGACCAGCAUCGGUUGUACGCGCAGAUCAAAGCCGGAGCUUACGAUUAUCCGAGUCCGGAAUGGGACACAGUAACGCCAGAGGCGAAAAAUCUCAUCAACCAGAUGCUUACAGUGAAUCCUGGAAAGAGGAUCACAGCGGCUGAGGCAUUGAAACACCCCUGGAUCUGCCAACGCGAACGUGUGGCGUCUGUGGUUCACAGGCAAGAGACCGUCGACUGCUUGAAGAAAUUCAACGCCAGGCGCAAACUGAAGGGAGCCAUCCUCACGACGAUGCUCGCCACGCGUAACUUCUCAAGUAGAAGUAUAAUAGUGAAAAAAGGCGACGGAUCCCAAGUGAAAGAAUCCACGGACAGUUCCACUACAUUAGAAGACGACGACAUCAAAGCUAAACGACAAGAGAUCAUCAAGAUGACUGAGCAACUGAUAGAGGCGAUCAACACUGGAGAUUUUGAGGCUUAUACGAAAAUAUGUGAUCCACACCUGACAGCAUUUGAGCCGGAAGCUAUGGGUAACCUAGUAGAAGGGAUGGACUUCCAUAAGUUUUAUUUUGAUAACGUGCUGGGCAAGAAUUGUAAAGCAGUAAACACGACGAUUUUGAAUCCGCACGUACAUUUAUUAGGGGAUGAUGCCGCCUGUAUCGCCUACGUACGGUUAACGCAGUACAUGGACAAACACGGCCAGGCGCACACCCACCAAUCCGAGGAGUCCCGCGUUUGGCACAAGCGUGACAACAAGUGGCAGAACGUGCAUUUCCACCGUAGCGGUAGCAACGGCGGCGGUGGAGCGGCGUUUGGAUUCAGCGGCACACACAAGUAGGCCGUGACGGGCUGUCGUUGCGCUUGCGCGGGCGCGAGGUCCACUGGCACGGCGGACUGACCUUGAGAUUAGAGCUGUGGUGCGAGCGUGCUCGGUAGGGAGGUUUGGUCGCUGUAGUUGCGCUGCGUUGCCAAGAUGGGAGAUAUUUUGCUGGAUUUAGGGAUUUUUGCAACGCCCUUGAGAAUGAAGCAAUGUUUAUAUACUAUCAAGAAAAAGUAAAGGAGCAAGAAAAAAUUUUUUGGGGAAUUCAAAGCAGUAUGCGAAUUUCCGAUGGUUAGGUUUUAGUUUCCCUUUUGAAAAAUCAGAAAUAAUGUUGGAUUUUCUUUCUCAGUGACACAACAAAUGUUUCGUAGAGCAAUUGAACUGGGUAUACCUACAAGUGACCAAUCCUUUCACCGCAUAGCAUAUUUUUGAACUACGAUUUACUGUGGAAAUUUCUAUUGUGGUGAUGUGUGAUUCUAUUUUUUACGUUUCUCAUUUGUAUUUUACGUCUCAAUGAUUAUAUACUAUGUAUCUAUAUGUAAAUGUUAAGUUGUCCAAGGUCUCCCGACUCGGGUCACCGGUUCACAAGUAGGAAUUUUGCUAGUGAUUACACUCUGCUCGGUAAAAUUUAAGAAAGAUUCAAUCAGUCUAUAGAUUUAUGAGAAUAUGUCAUCUGAAAGAGAUAUUGAAGGCUGUUUUUUCAAUUUUGUCGUACAGCGUAAGUGUCUGCUACCCCCUUGUAUUGCAUUCUAGCUAGCGUGUCUGCUAUGAAUCAGUACACAACCAGUUAGGUCAAAAUUGAUACAGAUUUAGGUGGAGCAGCCCUCAUACACAGCUAGAGAGUUCUCCAAUUCGAGUCGGGGUUGGGAUCAUUGUGGUAUAAUCAGCUACCAAGAUUCCUGCGAUUUAGCGUAAACGAUUUUCGACUUAUUUGUUAAAGAGCACUGUUCUUAUGAAUGAUAUAUCCCUAAAAAUGUUGUUGUGCAUCAUACUCUAUCAUCUAUUCAGCAGACUUGUACAUAAAACGUUUGCUUGGACAUUAUGUAUAAAAAGUAUAGAUGUCGGCAAAAUCAGAUUUAUGCAUUCUAAUCGGUCUUUUGCAUAUUUCAUAGUUUUUAAAUAUUAUAGAAGGUAUUUAAUAUAUACAUAUUGAACAUUUUUCAAGUCCCAAGGCCUCUACUACAGCUACAGGCCGUUUUAGAUCGAUUGAUAGUAAUACAACUUAUGGUCUCGAUUGAAAUUUUCCUUCAGAUAUCAUCGUGCGAUCGAAAACGCCUAGCUUUUUCUGUAAUUUGCUGAGGUUUUUGCGGACUAAAUUCUCUAAAAAGGAAUGCCUUUUUCUCAAAGUCUGGCUCUUCAAAAUCAGUAUCAAGCAUGGAGACCUAGGGCCGUAUCGUCGGUCGUUCCUGCAAUAAUUGUCAGCUUGACAUUGCUUAGGAUCCAAAAGGAAAACAUAACCUCAAAAUAGAGCGCUGACUCGGAACAGUAGACAUCUAGAAAUACCCCUGCCUUUCUGAAGGACAGAAGAAGAUUGUGGAAAUCCAGGAGGUCAUAAACGGCGUCCUACAGUUGCAGGAACGACUGACGAUACGGCCCUGAGUCUUAAUUAAAGGAGGUGGUAAGAUAUACUAGCUAUAUACAUAUAUUUGAAAUAUACAGAAAACGUCGUACUUUUAUCAAUGUUUUUGUAUAUUUUUUAACCUCCAGAGUAUAGUUAGCAAAAUAUACAAGUAAGAAUUAAGAACUAAUUCAUUUCGAGAGCGUCGGCGAGAAUCCUGCUCUAAGCGUAGUUGUGAUUCACCUUCGUUCUAAAAGAUUGAGCAUCUUCCAAGACCUUACAAUAAUCAUCCGUUACUGUACAGUGAAAUCCAGCUUAUCCCGUACUUUAAAGGACGCAAGUUUUUCGAUUUCAAUGCAAAGUUAGCACUUUAAAAUGUAACAACAGCGUGAAGCGGCCAUUAACUUCCGGAAAAUUGCCAAUAAAAAACAAACAAAUAAAUCCCGCUGAACAUAGUGAUCUCUUAGGGCACUACUGACGUACGCCGACCAACGAAAAUGACGUCAAUAUGACGAUCUAAUGACACACCCAAUUGACGUCAUAGUAUGUCGUACACAAGACGUCUUGUUAUCGUCCAAAAAAUAGCGUCAUUUUUUAGUCAAUGACGUUUCCGACCAAAAGUGACCGUAUAAUGACGUCAUCGUGGCGUCAUGCUGCUGAGCUCCCAGCGCCAUCUAUGACACAGUAGAAGAACCAAACGCUAUCUCCUCUCAAAGCAGAGGCUUCUAAAUUUGUUUUUGCUAAAUUAACGGAACUUAAUCGCCGCACCACGUAUAUCUCCUUUGAAUAAGGCAAAUUUAAACUUAAAUUACCUUUAUAAUAGAUCAUAACUGUUUGUAUGAACAAUUCACCGAAUAUGCACCGUUUAUCCUAACACCCGAAAUAAAUACUUUUGUAUUCGCCAAUUGUUAUUUUGCUCUUAUAGAGCAACCUUGAAGUUUGGUCGAAUACGUUAUAAUUUGUAAUGAUCAUUUUCAAGUGCAAGAUUAUGGGUUAUCGCACUUCGUUUUAGUUUGUUUGGCAUUUAGUUGUUUCAGCCGAAGAAUUCGAUUGAAUCAGAAGGAGCUAAGCCAAAGUUCAGCUUAAACUGAAACUGUCUGGAACAUCAGGAACGUAUGGAACCCACGCACUUUUAUACGACUUUGCAGAAAAUUAGCAAUUUAAUGUCAACAAUAGUCAAACUAUCGUAUGCUUACUCCUUCUGCCUAGACCGAAUCCGUUGGUUUGAACAAUACACUUUGCUUGAGCGACUUUUUUUAUUGGAUUAUCAAAAUGAUAGUUACAAAAUAGCUGAAAGCAAAGUAUGUUGCAACCAAAUGAGAACAAAGUUGUUUGGACAUAUGUAAGUAUAUAUUACUUCCAAUUGACUGUUUAAUAUAAAUAUUACAUGUUUUAGCUCUCUUGGUAAAACUAAUGUGUAAUCACUAUGUAUAACUGAAUUUUACCGUUUUAUGUCUUUCUUGUAAUUUGAUAUUUUUCCCUUACUAUGUGUUUCUGUGUACAUUAAAUAACGAACGUAGAUAAUCCCGAUGAUGAAAAUAAAAUCAGCAUUAUAAUAUAAGAGCCAACGAUUCAAAACGAAAAAAAUAUUACAUACAAAAAAUAUCAAAUUACCGCUUCUCCAAUGUAUCGCUGCGACAUUAUCGAAUUUAAAAGAUAAAUUAUUGACUACAUGUUUAGAUGAUAGGAUCUUUUUUUAGUGAAUUUGUAGCUAAAAGUGAAUUGACUAAAAUUGAGCAUCAUAUUUUUGGGCCUAAAUAUUUUUUUUUUGUCAAAAAUGUUCUCUGCGUUUAUAUCUUCUGAAAUAAUAAAAACAGAGAUUAUACGAGGCUUGUUCCAUGAAUCAGGUACCCACAUUUUUUCAGGCACAAGGAAUUUUUUAUUUGAAAAAACGAAUUCACCAUUGGAAACGUUGCUAGUCGCCAUUUUUCCUACGCAUUUUUUUAGACGUGAAAUCACUCUGUAUCUUGAAAACUUUUAAACAGUAGUAUUAGAUAAAGUUUAAAUAGAAAGCUUUCUGCAAUCGAAAACACGUAUUUUUUAGUAAAAAAUGUCAUUUACGGAUUUUAAAGAUAUAAACGCAACGAGACCCUCACCUUAAAUCUUCACACGUAGUUUUAGCGUUACAUAGCCCACUUUUAGUAGAGAUAUAUGUACAAAAUGCUGAUUGUUUUUGUACUUAAGUUGUUUCUCGUUUUACGCCAUAUUUUCAUGGUGCAGAUUUUAAUGUUGUUGAUUUAAUUUUAGUAUAACUGUAAGAUGUGUUCUAAAGGUACUACCUUAGUACGCAUCAUCGUCUUUCUGUCCUCUACCAAUCACCAAAGUAUAGGAAAUGUGUUUUUCAAGUUACCAUUCUAAUAAAUCGAACAACAAAGGUAUGUUUUUAACCCGCAGAGUAUCAGGCUGAUAUUCUGUGAUCGUGUAAGGUGUUUUGUCUGAAGAUAUCUUCUUCAUUAUUUUAGUGAUGCACAAAACGGUAUCAGCAUGUAUUUUGCUUGCGUUUGUGUAGGUGAUUCACUCACGAAAUAAAGAAAUCUUGACACUACCUACUUUGCACAUUUUAAAAACAUACUUUAUGUAAUUUUUUUCUUAUUAAAAUAGGUCAAGCUAUUUAAACAGAAAUACUUUAUAAACUAUGUGUUGAAGUCAUAGUUUUAACGUUCUGUGCAAUAUAUUCAAGUACUUGUAAAUUUUUCCAUAUUUGCUCAUUUUAUGUUUCUGUGUAUAGUCGUGUUGAAUAAAAAAUUUUCAUUAUAUGAUAUAGAACCGAUUUGUUGAUUGUUUAAGUGCCAUUUUAUAUAUUUCAAGUUUAUAUUUUUAUUUAUUUUUAUUACUAAGUGUUGAGGUAUUUAAAAUAUUGUAAAUACAGAUACAAAGUUUGCUUCUAUCAAUCUGAUAUGUACUGUAUGUUUUACCUUUACAAUCAAGUGUUUCAGUAAAACAACUUUUAUGGAAAAUUAAACUGAAAGUGUUUACCACUUGUUUCAUUACGCCAAACCGAAAUAAAUAAUGAAUUUCAGCUCGAUUGGUUAAGGUUGAUUCAGUUUCAGGAUUUGUCCCACAUACGCAUACUAAUGAAAACGUUUAUAAACUACAAUUUGGACAGCGAGCCGAAAAAUAGCGAGAGAAAGUGGCUCGCCAGCAUUUCUCUAAUAUUUACCUUAUUCACAGUUUUUUAAAU